Molecule: messenger RNA, 1194 nt
Organism: Stegodyphus dumicola
Lineage: Eukaryota; Metazoa; Arthropoda; Arachnida; Araneae; Eresidae
Biological process (GO): regulation of transcription by RNA polymerase II
Cellular component (GO): nucleus
Molecular function (GO): RNA polymerase II cis-regulatory region sequence-specific DNA binding; DNA-binding transcription activator activity, RNA polymerase II-specific
Source: RefSeq, a predicted model, not a curated record
AUGGCCAAUGUUGUGAAUUUAAAUAUACCAUCUUGUCAACCACAUAAUAUCUGUCAGCAUUGUCACAUAUAUUUUGUAGAUGUCAAAGCUGAACAUUAUAAUGUCAGCAAUAAUAAUCAAGAUCUAAAAAAUUUAUUUACUUGCACAUAUUGUGAGAAAAGCUUCACUCGAAAAGACAAGUUGAAUGAUCAUAUUAAACUGCAUACAGGUGAAAGUCCUCAUAUUUGUACCUACUGUGGGAAAAACUUUACAAGAAAAGAUAAAUUGACAGCUCAUGUACGAAUACAUACAGGAGAGUGUCCUUAUGUGUGUACUCAAUGUGGAAAGGGAUUCACUAGAAAAGACAAGUUAGUUGCACAUACAUAUAUUCAUACAGGUUUACAUCCCUUCACGUGUCCACAUUGUAAUAAAGGAUUUGCUUGGAAGGAUAAAUUAACGAAUCAUAUUAGAACACACACAGGAGAAAGGCCGUUUGUGUGUAAACAUUGUGGGAAAGCUUUUGCACAAAAUGAUAAAUUGACUGUUCACAUAAGAAUUCAUACAGGUGAGAGGCCAUAUGUGUGCAAACAUUGUGGCAAGGCAUUUGCCCGCAAUGAUAAAUUAACUGCUCAUGUGAGAAUUCAUACUGGUGAGUGCCCAUUUGUAUGCAAAACAUGUGGUAAAGCAUUUGCUCGAAAUGAUAAGUUAACAUCCCAUUCCUAUACGCAUUCAGGGAAAUAUCCAUAUAAUUGCCCACAUUGUGGUAAAGGAUUUGUUUGGAAAGAUAAACUCACUAACCAUGUACGUGUGCAUACUGGAGAACGUCCAUUUGUAUGUAAGCACUGUGGGAAAGCAUAUGCUCAGAAGGACAAGCUCACUGUUCACAUUCGUAGUCAUACUGGAGAAAGGCCUUUUGUUUGCAAACACUGUGGAAAAGCUUUUGCCCGUAAUGACAAGCUUACUGCACAUAUUCGCAUUCAUACAGGAGAGCGACCUUACAUCUGUGGUCAGUGUUCAAAAGCUUUUACCACAAAAGGUAAAUUAAAUAUUCAUAUGAGAACUCAUGAUGGAAAAUUACCUUAUACAUGUACACAGUGUGGGAAGAAUUUUAACAGCAAAGAGAAGUUGAGUGCCCAUCUGUUAAUUCAUCUUGGCGGUGGUUCCUGUGCUUCUUUAAUUGUGCAACCUCUAAUUGGGAAAAAUAUGCCAGUAUGA